CUUAUUACACAGCAGUUUCAGGCAUUGCCUAACAGCCUUACCUCCAAACCCUUGCCCCGACCUGUCCGUCGCGACUCUUCCGAAAGAAUGCUGUGCGCGCGCUCCCAGCUGGUCUGCAAGCCUGUGAAGGCUGCUCGCGCCUCUCGCGCUACCGUCAAGGUGCAGGCCUUUCAGGUGACGCUGCGCAUGCCCUCGGGCAAGACGAAGACUAUGGAGGUCGGCCCCGACGAGGCGCUGUUCGACGCCGUGGAGCGCUACGAUGUGGACCUGCCCUACCUGUGCCGCACUGGCACCUGCGGCACGUGCGCGGGCCGUGUGCAGGAGGGCCAGGUGGAGCUCAAGGGUCAGCACAUCCUGGACCCCGAUCAGGUCAAGGCCGGCUUCAUCCUCAUGUGCUCCGCCUACCCCCGCUCCGACUGCACCAUCCUCACGCACCAGGAGGAGCGCCUGCACACCUGCGAGUACGGCAAGCACCAGUAAGCGGCACACACACGCCGCACGUACCAUUCGUGUCAGCGUCCGCUGCCUGGCGCCUGCUUGGAGCUAGAGGCGGGCGAUGGCGCAGUGGCACCAACAUGACUCGUGACUCAUAGGACAACAUUGUUACUUUAUCACGCAACGGAGGGGCAUAGCUACGCUGGACAGGCUAGGCACGCACGACUCCUGCGCUGAUUUGACUCCGUAGGUAGAUGAAUGACUUCCACACAGUACCGGUAUUGAACACCUUGACUCGCGCCUUGACGCAUUGUUUUGCCCGCACAUAUACGGGGCAGGAGUGGGUGGUGGUGCAAGCCGCCGCGCUCCGUGAUUUUUGACGUUUUGACACGCGGCUUGAAGAGUCAAGAGUGGCUGCAGCAGGAUGCGAAGCAUGUAUGGCGGGGGUGACUGAGGUAGGGCCGUAGAGGCAGGUUGACCGUUAGGCCUUAGGACGUCAUGCAUUGCCAAAUGCCAUACAUGAGUGGGGCACGUGAGGAUUGGUUGAGGAUGGGACUGAUUGAGGCACACAUACCGUAGGCAGGUGAUUAUAAUAACGGAGCGACUGCUCCUGGGUAGCGUGUGUGUGUGGCAAGGACACGGGUAUGUAUGGCUCUGGUGUGGCUGAGUGCGGCGCCCCGCUAGCAAGCGGGGCUGCUGGAGGCGACUGGGUACCCGCGUGUCUACUGCCGCAGAGAAGAUUAAAUCAAGCGAUGAAUUGGGUCACGGCUAGCUGCAAAUGCAGCAGCUUCAUGUAACCCCCAACUAUG
Chlamydomonas reinhardtii is the source of this 1244-nucleotide messenger RNA. RefSeq lists its product as uncharacterized. Gene Ontology annotation, biological process: electron transport chain. The coding region runs from base 88 to 480 and encodes 130 amino acids. Lineage: Eukaryota; Viridiplantae; Chlorophyta; Chlorophyceae; Chlamydomonadales; Chlamydomonadaceae. Gene Ontology annotation, molecular function: 2 iron, 2 sulfur cluster binding; electron transfer activity. The record is from RefSeq and is a predicted model, not a curated record. The transcript is spliced from 4 exons.